CCAACGGUAACUAUCCAAGACGCAACAACAAGACACUUGUACGCAAACUGCUGUCGCCAAACUUAUCUCCGCUCCUCCCACGACAUCUCCCAUACCCUCCACAUCCACAAUGGCAGACCGAUUCCCCUCAUUAGACGAGAUUGACGCCGGCCAGACCGAAGCGCGCGGCGAUGCGGCAGACUUCGAUAUUGGCGGCGGCGACAACGAUGCCAGCAACUUCCUCGACCGUGAACGCGCGCUUCUUGGCGACGAUGCCGACCAGUUUGCUUCGGAAAACGACAGGGCAGCGACGGUCGAGGAUGGCGACGACGACCUGCUUGGGGGAGACUUCAGCCAGGCCAACGUCGGCGGCCAGGAGAUGAGCGGCUUCGAGAGCUCCUUCCCCGCCAUUGACACCACCAACGACCACAUGGCUCCCGGCGGCACCAUCACAGGAUCAGGCCUGCCCUUCCUCCCCGGCCAACCAGCCCCAUCCUUCACCCCACAGCGCUCAGACUCGCCCGAGCCCGACGUCAUUCGGGAAUGGCGCGAGCGCCGCGACCUCCAGAUUCAGCACCGCGACGAGGUCUCCCACGACCGCAAACAGAAAACCAUCCAGGAGGCGCAGCAGAACAUUGACGACUUCUACGAGAACUACAAUAACAAGAAGGACAAGGAGAUUGCCAAGACACGGAAAGAGGCUGAGGAGUUCCUUGCAAACCGCGACGACACCACUGCGGGCGGCACCAGCUGGGAGCGCAUCGCCAAGUUGGUCGAUCUGAGCGGAAAGGGUACCAAGGGCGGCGCGUCAGGCAGCGAGAAGGCCCGCUUCAGGGAACUACUGCUCAGCCUGAAGAAGGACGAGAAGGCACCGGGUGCGACUGGAUACUAGAUGGAACGAAGACAUGGGUAGAUGGCUAUCUUUUUUGGAGCUCAGGGCAAUGGUUUGGCAUACGAAUGAGCGUGUCUGCGGCCAUAAAACUUGGAGUUUACGGAUUAGGUUGCAGGGUACUUCAUGCAGCUGUGUUAAUACUUACUCUCUGAUUGUCUUCAAUUGCUUGUGGUUUUCAGUGUUCAGCACGAGGUCUAUCGAACAAGCGCUUGAUAUAUACU
Alternaria rosae is the source of this 1092-nucleotide messenger RNA. RefSeq names its product clathrin light chain. NCBI's taxonomy places the organism in Eukaryota, Fungi, Ascomycota, Dothideomycetes, Pleosporales, Pleosporaceae. Gene Ontology annotation, molecular function: structural molecule activity; clathrin heavy chain binding. The coding region runs from base 110 to 871 and encodes 253 amino acids. Gene Ontology annotation, biological process: intracellular protein transport; clathrin-dependent endocytosis; clathrin coat assembly. The record is from RefSeq and is a predicted model, not a curated record. The transcript is spliced from 3 exons. Gene Ontology annotation, cellular component: clathrin coat of trans-Golgi network vesicle; clathrin coat of coated pit; plasma membrane.